GAUUUGAUUUUGUCUCUCAAACGUCGCUCGCACGUGCGACUAUUUAUUUUUAUUAAAUAAAACGUACAAAAAUUUAUUGGAAUGGCUAUGUUAGCAGAGCCCCGUCAGCGUAAACGCUACAACCUAGUUCCGAGGGGCAAGGCGCUUUAUGAAGAUGAAUCGCGCUUCGGCACAAAAAUGUUGGAGAGGAUGGGGUGGUCCAAGGGCAAAGGACUCGGAGCUAAAGAAGAUGGUGCCAAGGAUUUUGUGAGAGUUCGCUACAAGAACGAUAGCGAAGGUUUAGGCUUUGAGCACCGAGACGACCAGUGGACCCAACAUGAGAAUAGUUUCAAUGGUUUGCUCAAGUCUCUAAAUGGAGAGGAGGACGAGCAAAUGCAAACUUCUGAACACGAUGAUGAUGUGCCAAGAGUGGGAUUCGGGUUUCAAUGUAGUUCCACAGAGGGUUUGUCAAAGGCUAAAAAAUCAAAACUCAAGGAAAAAAUCAGCGGUAUAUCAUUAGAAGAGAGAUCAAAGAAGAGCAAAGCGCGAGUCCAUUACAAAAAGUUCACGAAGGGCAAAGACUUAUCGCAAUAUAGUGAAAAAGACCUGGCAAAUAUUUUUGGUAAGAAGGCUGUAGACGAGACAGAAAAUCAAACAUGCGACCUUUUCCAACAACUUAGUGCGGAGAUCGGCAAAACUGAAGAAGCGGCAAGUAAUUCAAAAACGGGACAGGAAGACGAAAAAUUUGGCGGAGUUCAAACGAUUGCAACAGGCCUUUCGGUAACAGAGUACUUCAAUAUGAAAAUGGCUAUGAUUAAAAAAAAGUCUGGCCUACCUAAACUCCAGAAAGAAUCAAAAGGCGAAAAGGACUUGGCUGAAAGCAGCGAAGAUGAUAAACAUAGCAAGUUGAAGAAUAAACAAACUGAUACAGAGGUUUUCAAAUCAAACAAAUUUGUAGAUGUGCAUAAUAUAACGGGUAACGGAUUAGAAAGAACGCCAAAUUCCGAUAACCAGCCCUGUGCUCCUCCAGAAAGAGACACCAUUGUUACGACAAAGAAGAAACCUAAAAAGCAGCUCAACGGUUCUACCGUUGCGAAUGAGGAGCCACAGUUAAAACAGAAAAAAUCAAAAAAGAAAAAAUAUGAAGACAGGGACCACAAUGAAGAUAGACAAAUUGAAACAAUCGAAGAUGAAACUCCAAGUUCUUCCAAGAAAACAAAAAAGUCAAAGAAGAAAAAGGACGAAACAGUUUCAAUGUACGGAAAUAUCGAAGCAACUGAUGUGGCAGUGACAUCGAAAGGUGUUACAGAAAAAAAGCCCACGGAAAUAAAAAACCCAGACAAGGGAAAUGCCACAAAAGAGUUUGCAACAGAGGACACUGCAGAAAAUAUCUGCUUUGAUGAAAAUGUUAAAGUAGAAACUUUACCAUUCAAAGACGAGAAACGAGGAAAAGCCCAAAAGCGUUCAAGGCGUGGAUUCCUGAAGGAAGAUGCCACAGACUCCACCAUCGACUCCAUAAGGCAACUAUCUUUGCAAGAUCUUAAAGAUAAAAUAAAUAGCUUUAAUAUUUGUGAAAUUUCCACCUUUACUGCAGAAAAAUUCAGAAAUGUUGAUCUGAACUUCUUCCCCAACUCCACAUUGUCCCAUGUCGACGGCUACCGGUACAACCAGCAGGAAAUACAACUUCGUGUGGAAAUAGCGAGGAAUGACGAAGAUCGUAUCAAUAAAUUAUGGAGCAACACACUCUGCAAGUAUACCAACUUGGAAAUACCCAAAAAAACUUACAGAAAUUAUGCUAAGAAAGUUGUGAAGGCCCGCAUUACAAAACAGCCAAAACCGAAACUUAACGUCAAAACGUGGAGUAGGAAAAGUGCAUUUUUAAAUUUGUAGCUGGUGGAUAACCAAUAAAAACCUCAAGUUAUUUCUUUAAAAUUAUCGUUUAUUACUGAGCGACUUCCAUUAGUAAAAAAAAAAAACAAAAUAACUAAAUAUUAAUACAGCUUAAGAGAAUUCAUAGCCAAUAGAAUACAAUAAAUGAGAUUAAUUUAAGGUAAACAUAUAAUGAAAUGCUCAAUGUAGCGAAAAUAAAUCUGCUCCUUUUAUGUACGUA
Messenger RNA from Stomoxys calcitrans (stable fly), 2089 nucleotides. RefSeq names its product PIN2/TERF1-interacting telomerase inhibitor 1. NCBI's taxonomy places the organism in Eukaryota, Metazoa, Arthropoda, Insecta, Diptera, Muscidae. Gene Ontology annotation, biological process: regulation of ribosome biogenesis. The record is from RefSeq and is a predicted model, not a curated record. The transcript is spliced from 2 exons. Gene Ontology annotation, cellular component: nucleolus. Gene Ontology annotation, molecular function: telomerase inhibitor activity; nucleic acid binding. The coding region runs from base 82 to 1869 and encodes 595 amino acids.